AUGACUGUUCUGUUUGUGCUUCGUUUACCCGCACGUUUUGUGGAAUUUCGUUCACAUUUUAAAAAGGUUUUCCUCGUACACUGUGUCCGCAAACGUGUUCAAUGUUGUUUCUACACCAAGGAUAUAAACGUGGAUCACCCAGGUCGUGGUCUCGAGCGGUACAAGGAGUUACAAUCGCAUUUCAAGAGACACUUGAAGGCAACAUACAGCAGGUUCGCAAACGUACCAGACCACUCAGCGGUUUUUGGACGUCACCAUAUUUACUUUUUGGAAGCAGACGGUAUCUACAGAACGGAAAAGAAACCACGUAAGACUGAACCAGAGCAGGUUCUCAACCUUGGAUGCAUCACAGCUGGUGAGGAGAUAGGUGAGUGGACUGUUCAAAGAAUACGACUCUCCCCUCAGGAGAAGCAUCUUGCCGCCACCUUGAAGAAACAUGCCACAGAAAAAACAAGGUGUGUAAUUGUGACACUCGGCCAAAGAGACAUACUGACUCUAGAUGACGUCUUUAGCUUUGAGUGGGCCACAGAUGAGGUGUUGUUUUACACCCUCCAGGAAGGUUUGAAGUGCCAAAAAGUGUAUCGUCUGGACUUGACCAAGAAUGGAAGCAUGAUAACUUCUGUGUACCAAGAAUUGCAGCCGGAUGUGUUUGUGGAGGUGUCCCUUUCCCGAGACCGCCAAGUGCUGAUCAUCACCUGCAGCAGCAGGAGCAGCUCCGAGGUGAUGCUCGUGGAUGUCACGAACCCCCAUCUGGAACCUACCCUGGUUCAGGCGCGCCAGCCAGAGCUUUUGUACCACGUGGAACACUGGAGACAGAACUUAAUCAUUCUCGCCAACACGGGGCCUGGACAGGAAUAUCAGGUGGUGAAGGCGCCCCUCUCAAAACCCUCUAUGGUCUCAUGGGACACAGUGUUCACCCCACGUUCCGGCACUGUGCUAAAAGAUAUGGAUGUGGUCGGGGAACAUUGCAUUCUGCUUGCCUCAAUGGCAAACAACGAGCUUGAACUGAUUGUCGUUCCACUCUCCCGACCGAUGGAAGCAUAUAGUUUGCAGCUACCUUUCUGGGCAUGCGUUGUUGAAUCCAAGCGUCCUGGCCUUGCAGACCAACUCGACACCUUCAAAUUCCUGAUCUCCUCUCCAGUCCGACCUCCGGUAUUGUACCGUCUUUACGCAGAGGACGGCCAUCUUUCAUCAGGUACCGAAGACAGGCCAUCUUGUUUUCAAAAGCAGCAAAGGAAUUAUAUCACGAAACGUUUGACAGCCUGCAGCAAGGAUGGUACCUUCGUACCAGUGACACUGCUUCACAGUGUGGAGUGCAAGAGAGACACACCUCUGCUUGUCCACGUCUAUGGAGCUUAUGGCCAGGAUGUCAACAUGCAGUUCUGCCCGGUAAAAAGGUUCCUGCUGGACCAGGGCUGGGCUCUAGCCUAUUGCCAUAUUAGAGGGGGAGGAGAGUGUGGGCUGGCCUGGCAGAGACAAGCCCGCGUCGAGGGGAAGCACAGAGGAGUGGAAGACCUUCGAGCCUGCCUCAGUUACCUCUUUUCCUCAGGGGUCUCCAGCCCUUUGCGGACAGUCCUCACUGCAUGCAGCGCCGGAGCUGUGCCGGUGGGGGCUUUGUGUAACGUACGGCCAGAUAUGAUGAGAGCAGUCAUACUGCAGAGUCCUUUCCUGGAUGUGCUGGGUACAAUGGAGGACCCCAAACUGCCCCUCACAGUGGAGGACAGGGAAGAGUGGGGGAAUCCCGUGGAAAACCCAGAACACAUGCAUACCAUCGCCUCCUAUUGCCCAGUCCAUAACAUUACCCCUCAGCGCUACCCGUCAAUGCUGCUGACAGCCUCCACAGAUGACGACAGGACACCUCUGGCUGGUGUCCUGAAGUAUGCCAAGAAGUUAAAGGAAGCGGCACAAACUCACUCCAACAUGGUGUCCAAAUCAGAUGCUGAACCAAAUAUAGUCGUGAAUAUCCAACCUGGAGCCAAUCACACAGGACCAGAUGGGUGGGAGUCCAUGCUGGAAGAGGAAGCCCUCCGGCUAGCGUUUCUCUACAAUGAGCUGGACCUGGACCCUCCUCGCCAUCCGCGCAGGAGGAAGAUAUAA
Molecule: messenger RNA, 2097 nt
Organism: Nerophis lumbriciformis (worm pipefish)
Lineage: Eukaryota; Metazoa; Chordata; Actinopteri; Syngnathiformes; Syngnathidae
Source: RefSeq, a predicted model, not a curated record